Zingiber officinale is the source of this 2333-nucleotide messenger RNA. Its product is annotated as ankyrin repeat and SAM domain-containing protein 6-like. NCBI's taxonomy places the organism in Eukaryota, Viridiplantae, Streptophyta, Magnoliopsida, Zingiberales, Zingiberaceae. Gene Ontology annotation, molecular function: protein binding. The record is from RefSeq and is a predicted model, not a curated record. The coding region runs from base 140 to 1045 and encodes 301 amino acids. The transcript has 2 exons.
GAUGGCCUCGGCCACCGAAUGCUAAAGGCAGGACUUGCAUUGCUCGCUCACUCAAAACUCACUUGCCUCAUUUGGUAAAUCAUCGGCCCCUCGCCCUCUCUCGGUCUCGCACUCUAUCGAAUACUCCGCGUUCGCUUUAAUGGACGACCUCCCACCGCCGGAGCUGCCUUCCAAUGGCGGCGUCGCUGUGGCGCCACCGCUCGAGGCUCCGGAUGCUCCGAUGCCGGGAACCAAGCGGCAGCGUCGCCCCAGUGUGCGCCUCGGGGAGAUAGGCGACCAGCCUGCUGCUAUCCCCUCCGAGCCCCACCUCCGCCGCUCCAAGCACUGGAAUCUCUCCGCCCACGGGGAUAACGCCAAGCCCCGUGUUUACCACCAUCCUUCCGCCCACAGGCAGCCCUCCAAGACCCGCCAUCUCACCACCCUGGCACCUCGCGGGGACGGUGCGUCGGAUGCGCUCCCUCCGCCGCCGCCGCCGAAUCUUACUGACGAUGGGGCACUCCUCUCCGUCGACGAGAACCUUGACCCGCUCAGCGCUGGAGUGAAAAGAGUCAGCCGCGAUCCGAAGCCGUGGCGCGGCGCGAGGCGGGUUCGAUCCAGCUGGGCCUCGAAGGAAGAGGAGGGAGUGGAAGGCGCCGACUUCAAAACCGUCGGCGGAGAGGAUGCCGCAGACGACGGAUUACCAGAACCGACUGGGAGUCCGUCGGAGAGGAACGACAGGAGGACGGCUGGGGUUAGGGUUAGGGUUUCCGAGAGUAGGGACGUCGGGACUGAUGCAUUGGCGGAUGCCCCCUCGGAUACGGAUGGAGGAGAUUGGUUUGAUCGGGACGGACAUUGGCGAUCUGGGGAGGAUGGCGGGGUGCGGUCCUGGCUCGAGGGAUUGGGACUGGGCAGAUAUGCACCUGUUUUCGAGAUACACGAAGUUGAUGACGAAGUGCUGCCGCUGCUAACGUUGGACGAUCUGAAAGACAUGGGGAUCAAUGCGGUAGGCUCCAGGAGGAAGAUGUUCUGUAGCAUCCAGAGGUUAAGGAAGAACAUGGAUUCCUAAAGUGAACCCAAAGUUUGUUCAACAUCAGGACAAGGCAUCCGAUACCCAUCUUCGCAGUCUAAAUACUUUUGGUGAACUCUAACUUACAUCAAUUUGCUUACAAUCUUUCUCAGAAUUAUAAUGCCCCGCAUGUUGUAAGCCAUAUAUUUCCUGGACCAUUGUAUACUUCAUGUUGCUUUCUUUCAGAAAUACUAUGAGAGAUGCCUUCUAAUCUAACUAUUUGAAAUUCUAGAUUAUGUAGUUUUCUUACAAAGAGCUUCCUUGAAAUAUUGUCAUUGCCCCAUGAGAAAAUUAAGCAUAAGACUUAUCAAUUACUUCAACCCAUGUGUUUUCUACCUCACGUGUUUUUGAUAAAGGCAUUGCAGAUCAUCUUAUGGAAUCUUGUGGCCCUUUGUUCUGAGCUGUGUGCUUCAUGAUGUUCUGAAAAUAAUGGUGGCCAAUCCACAGCUUAUGGUUGUUAUUAACAUUUGGUGGAAAGCGCGAUUGACCCUUACCUUCAUAUGCGUCUACAAUGCAUGGGAUUGUUGGUCAAUGCACAAUUACCUCAACUCGCUUAAGAUUAAUGCCAUCUUUGGGUCUAAUCCAAGAUUUUGAAAUUUCCUUCCUAGUCUGGGUUUCGGUUCCUAACCAGAACAAAACGGUAUUUAAUACUGUGCUCUUGGUGCCAACCUGCGGCACCAGUGGCACCAAUAAGCAAGAGUAAGGAGGCAGCAGAAUUGGAAGUAGGCAAGGGCAAGCAGCAGCAGAAGAAAAGAAAAUUUUGGCUCAUGGAAGAAGGAAGCGAAAGAAGAGUAUUACUUGUGACUCAGGGAAGAAGAAAGAAAAGGAGUCGCCACAGCUAAUGAAAUACCAGUAGUGCUGAAUGAAGGGGCAGGGCACUAGGAUUUAGCCAUGAGCCUUAUCUCACCUGCUCAAAACUCGCCUAGCUGCAGUCGCGUAGAAGAAAAUUGCUAGAAAGACCAAGCAGCAAUUGUUGCGGAGUGGCAAUUGUUUUAGAUCUUUGUGCAAAUCAAUAUUUCAUUGUUGGAUAUAUUUUAUUCUGAUUGUUUUCCUUAACUGCCAGUAGGGUUUUAAUAUUGGAGCUGGCUGAUAAGGAUUGACAUAUUAGAAGAAUGUCUCCUAAUUAUUCAUGUCCUUAGUGGCCUUAUUGUUAGUGCAUACUACAACUGAAGAUUAGAGACUGCAUCGGUUAUUGACCUAUCCACUGGUCCAACUGCACAUCUAUUAAGAUCUUUGUAAAUUGGAACUGAACUUUUUGAGUUUAAGAUUGUUCUGCAAGAUGUAGACA